Messenger RNA from Tremella mesenterica DSM 1558, 759 nucleotides. RefSeq lists its product as uncharacterized. The record is from RefSeq and is a predicted model, not a curated record. The transcript has 4 exons. Lineage: Eukaryota; Fungi; Basidiomycota; Tremellomycetes; Tremellales; Tremellaceae. The coding region runs from base 1 to 759 and encodes 252 amino acids.
AUGACCCCAAGUCCUCGCUAUGACAUAGACGGAAUACUGUCAUUUGGGCGCCACGCUACCGCAGAAGAACUUGCAAAGCUAGGGCCACCACCUAAAGCCCGAUCUCUGUCUCAAGUUGAUUCACCGGAUCUCUCCCUUCCGACCACCACUGAUGUCUCCCUUCCGACCACCACUGAUGUCUCCCUUCUGAACACCACUGAUGUCUCCCUUCCAAACACCACUGAUGUCUCCCUGCGGACCACCCCAUAUGUCUCUUCUCCCAACUGUUUGUCCAUCCCAGGAUCAGGACAUAACAAGGAGCCUAGUACCAGUGGUGGUCUGAUGCCUUCAGAGAUUCCAAACAGUCACACCAUCAGGGAAGACCUACAACAUGCGGCCCGAUUGCUGUUUGAGAGAGUGGCCAGUGAAAACCAUGAAGACCGAGCUAUUGAAACAAUCACCGAGAUGUUGCAGGAAAUCUAUGAAAAAGGAGUGUCAGCUGGGACAAUGUUCCCGUGGGACACUAAACCGGCUUCCAUUUCACCCACAGUGAUGUCUGCUUGCUCCGAAUUUGUCAAGUUUCUCAAGAGGAUUGCGGAAACAACCAACAUUCUUGAUGUGAUUCCUGAGACAGCCUUAGCUAGAUCAAGAGAACUGCUAAAUGAUCUUUCUACAUUCAUAAAAGAAGAGCUUGGAGUAGUGUCCGUACCAAUAUUACUUACACUGGCCGGCUGCCUCCUUUAUAAUGGUCCCUCAGACCCCAGUCAGAAGACAACUUGA